Molecule: messenger RNA, 3386 nt
Organism: Zophobas morio
Lineage: Eukaryota; Metazoa; Arthropoda; Insecta; Coleoptera; Tenebrionidae
Gene: Spt5
Product: transcription elongation factor SPT5
Exons: 7
Coding region: 145-3336 (1063 amino acids)
Biological process (GO): transcription elongation-coupled chromatin remodeling; transcription elongation by RNA polymerase II; regulation of transcription by RNA polymerase II
Cellular component (GO): DSIF complex
Molecular function (GO): mRNA binding; protein binding
Source: RefSeq, a predicted model, not a curated record
CUGUCAUCUGCCAUUCUUGUCAACAAAACCAUUUGCGCUUCAUCAACCUUUAAUCAGUUUAGUUCAGGUGUCGAAGUAGUUAGUUUAUUCUUGCGAUUCUCAGCAAUCGAAAGUUGAACGUGGCUGUUCCAGUGAAGUGGUGCAAUGUCUGACUCCGAAGCAAGCAACUUUUCCGACAAUGAGAACGCUUCGGACGCCGGUUCCGUGCGAUCUCGGAGUUCCAGAGGCAGCAGGUCCCGUUCCAGAUCUCCAUCGAGGUCUAGAUCCAGAUCUAGGUCCAAAUCUGGAAGUCGGUCGGCACGCUCAGGGUCCGAGGCACGCGAGGCUUCUGAACCUGAAGAAGUAGAGGACGAGCAGGAACCAGAAGGUGACUCUUUGGAAGAGUACGAUAGUGAAGAAGAUGACGAAAGUGAUUCUGGUCGUGCGAAGAAGAAAAAGAAGAAGGAUAGAUAUGGGGGCUUUAUUAUCGAUGAGGCCGAAGUCGAUGAUGAAGUGGAAGACGAGGAUGAGUGGGAAGAAGGGGCGCAGGAGAUCGGGAUUGUGCCGAAUGAAGUGGAUGAAUUUGGGCCAACUGCUAGAGAGAUUGAGGGGAGAAGGCGUGGGACAAACCUUUGGGAUGCCCAGAAGGAGCACGAGAUCGAGGAGUAUUUGAGAAAAAAAUACGCCGACGACAGUGCUGCUGCUAAACACUUUGGUGAUGGAGGCGAAGAAAUGUCCGAUGAAAUUACCCAGCAAACUCUCCUCCCUGGUGUUAAAGAUCCCAACUUAUGGAUGGUCAAGUGUCGAAUCGGCGAAGAAAAAGCCACCGCUUUGCUACUUAUGCGUAAAUUUUUGGCAUACCAAAAUACGAACGAACCGCUCCAAAUUAAGUCAGUUGUGGCACCUGAGGGAGUCAAAGGUUACAUUUACAUUGAGGCGUACAAACAACCCCACGUAAAAGCUGCGAUCGAGAACGUAGGAAAUUUAAGAAUGGGAAUUUGGAAACAACAGAUGGUACCCAUUAAAGAAAUGACUGAUGUACUGAGGGUAGUUAAGGAACAAACAGGACUUAAGUCAAAACAGUGGGUUCGUCUGAAACGUGGUCUUUACAAAGAUGACAUAGCCCAAGUGGACUACUUUGACAUGGCCCAGAAUCAAGUACACUUGAAACUUUUGCCGCGUAUUGACUACACCAGGUUGAGAGGGGCGUUAAGAACAACGCAAUCGGAAUCGGAAGCCGAAAAGCGGAAAAAGAAGCGCCGCCCUCCCAGCAAACCCUUUGAUCCAGAGGCGAUUCGUUCAAUUGGUGGCGAAGUCACCUCAGAUGGUGAUUUUCUCAUCUUUGAAGGCAAUCGCUACUCCCGGAAGGGUUUUCUCUACAAGAACUUUACCCUCAGCGCUGUCAUAAUCGACGGUGUUAAGCCCACACUCGCCGAGUUGGAACGCUUUGAGGAACAACCUGAAGGCAUCGAUUUGGAAUUGCCAACGGAAAAAGAAGAUAAAGCUGUAACACACUCCUUCAGCGCCGGCGACAAUGUGGAAGUGUGCGAAGGCGAAUUGAUUAAUCUCCAGGGUAAAAUUAUCAGCAUUGACGGAGCAAUGAUCACGAUAAUGCCGAAGCACGAAGAUCUUAAGGAUCCGCUAGUAUUUCAAGCUUCUGAGCUGAAAAAGUACUUUAAAAUGGGCGACCAUGUUAAAGUUCUAGCUGGUCGUUACGAAGGCGACACAGGUUUGGUCGUGAGGGUCGAGAAUAACCGAGUCGUGUUGAUCUCGGACUUGACGAUGCACGAGAUGGAGAUUUUACCAAAGGAUUUGCAGCUGUGCACGGAUAUGGCGAGUGGGGUGGAUUCCUUGGGGAAGUUCGAAUGGGGCGAUCUUGUGAACUUGGACGCCGAGACGGUGGGAGUCAUUGUUCGAUUGGAAAGGGAGAAUUUCCAUGUGUUGAACAUGCACGGCAAAGUAGUAGAAUGCCGCCCCGGUUCUCUCCAGAAACGCCGCCUCAAUCGCUUCACCGCCGCUCUCGAUUCCUACCGAAACAACCUCCGCCGCAAAGACAUGGUCAAGGUGAUCGACGGCCCUCACUCGGGUUUUUCCGGAGAAAUCAAACACCUUUACAGAAACUUCGCAUUUCUGCAUUCCGUGGAGUUCCUCCAAAACGGCGGUAUUUUCGUGUGCAAAACUAAACAUUUGCAGUUGGCCGGAGGCAAUAAGAGCGUCCCCGCCGCCGACAUCUCAACAGGAAUGGAGUACAUGUCGCCGAGACGCAGUUCGCCCAUGCACCCAUCAAGCGGGGGCGGCAUGGGCGGCUUCUCUAGCCCCAGACCCGGUGGGGGAGGAGGAGGAGGAGGCGGCGGCGGCAGAGGUAGAGUGUCGCGGGACAGGGACAUCAUCGGGACGACCAUCAAAAUCACCAAGGGUCCGUAUAAAGGAAAUAUCGGUAUUGUUAAGGAUGCAACUCAGUCAACGGCACGUAUUGAACUGCAUACGUCGUGCCAGACGAUCAGUGUGGAUAGAAAUCACAUAGCAGAUGUUGGUACCCCGAGUAGAGAUGGAAGCAUCUCUAGUUACGGCAGAACACCAGCGUACACAGGCAGUCAGACGCCAUUGUAUCGUGACACAGGGAAUAAAACACCUAUGUGUGAUUCUGGUUCACGUACACCGCUGCAUUAUGGUGGAUCCAUGACACCAAUCCAUGAUGGGUCAAGAACACCCAACGCUUCCUCUGAAUGGGACCCGACGGUGUCGAACACAUACCCAUCUCCUGGGUACAAUCCAGGAACGCCAGGUUAUCAAAUGAACGGACCUUUCACGCCGCAGACGCCAGGGACGGUGUACGAUUCCACGUACAGUCCGUACCAAGCCAGCCCAGGUUAUCAAAGCGCCAUUUCUACUCCCAGCCCCGCGACAGGCUACGGCCAAUCGCCUGCGAGCAACAACCCAUACAACACACCGAGCUCAGGUUAUAGCCCUAAUAUGCCCUACAACCCGCAAACUCCGGGCGCUGGGCUUGACGUUUUACCUAUGACGGACUGGCACACUAUCGAUAUAGAAGUGCGCAUCAGGGACAGUCACGACGAUCCAGGAUUAGUCGGACAGACAGGCAUAAUCAGGAGUAUUUCGGGAGCGAUGUGCUCCAUUUUCCUCCCGGAGGAGGAUAGAGUCGUGAAUAUUAUUUCUGAUCACUUGGAGCCGGUGAGGCCACAAAGAGGCGAUGCUUUCAAGGUUAUCAUCGGUGAAGAACGAGAAGCCACUGGUGAAUUGCUAUCGAUCGAUCUUCAUGAAGGUGUGGUGAAGAUGAAAAACGAUAUUAAGAUGUUACCGUUGCAGAAUUUGUGCAAGAUGAGGAAAGAUUUGUAGAAGGAUUUGUGUGAACAUAGCUUUAAAAAUAUAUUUAGGGUUGUAAGUGA